Molecule: messenger RNA, 1378 nt
Organism: Thamnophis elegans (Western terrestrial garter snake)
Lineage: Eukaryota; Metazoa; Chordata; Lepidosauria; Squamata; Natricidae
Product: proto-oncogene Mas-like
Exons: 2
Coding region: 1-1101 (366 amino acids)
Biological process (GO): G protein-coupled receptor signaling pathway
Cellular component (GO): membrane
Molecular function (GO): G protein-coupled receptor activity
Source: RefSeq, a predicted model, not a curated record
AUGGAUUCUGUUUAUUUGGUUUCCAGAAACUUCAGUGACAGCAGCCAUGUUUCUCAGGUCGCUCACAAAAUGGUCGAGAUACAGGAGGAUCCUAUUGGAAUUUCUGGGAGUGGUUAUGUACCUGAUGACUUACCCGAUGAACCGGUCAACUUUCAUUUCAAUACAACUAGAAUUACUCCGAAUGUUUCUAUAAUACCAGAAAAUUUCUCUUCCCCUUGUGGUCAACAGUUUGAUAAUUUAACAUGUAAUCUUUUCAAUGGUUUCACUGCCCUAUUUUGCAUUUUGGGCCUGGUGGGAAAUGGAAAGACAAUUUAUCUCCUGGCCUUUUCCAUUAAGAGGAAUCCUUUUACCACGUUCAUCCUGAAUCUCUCCAUCGCUGAUUUUGGGGUCCUCACAUCCCUCAUUACUGCCGCUAUAUUUGUGUCAGUGUCUACUCUGAGUGAAAGAACAUACACUCUCGAUGUCUUUUUCUUCUUACUUUUUGAGUUCUUUUUCUUCACCUAUUCUGCCAGCCAGUUUCUGCUGACGGCCAUCAGCCUGGACAGGUGCGUGGCUGUCCUCUUCCCUCUCUGGCAUCGCUGCCAUCGUCCUCCAUAUUUGCCUACUCUUGUUUGUGUCCUCAUCUGGAUCCUCUCCUUCCUGCUCUCUGCGGUGCACUUCAUUCUCCAUCAGACCAGGACUAUUGGAAAGUCACCUUUGGUUCACCAGCUGAUUGUCAAUGGUUUACUUUGCACACCUCUCAUGGUUGCGUCUACGGUGACUCUCUCAUUUUACAUAAGGUCUAAAAUGCAACGCAAUCAAAGGAAACUUCUCACCACCAUCUUUCUGGCUCUCCUUUGCUUCCUCCUGCUUUCUCUCCCAAUGAAUGUCUUUUAUGCCAUGGAAUAUUUUGAUAGACAUAAUCUCCUCCUCAUGACCAUUGGGAUAGAAUGUGCCAUUCUCAACAGCAGCAUCAACCCACUCCUUUAUUUCUUAGUGGGGAGGAAGAAGAGGGGAAAAGGUCAGCCCAGAGCAUCUUACAAAGUUGCUCUGCAAAGAGUCUUCAAGGAUGAGCAGGGAAGCCUGGAAGAGCAGGCAAACAUGAAGGAAAGCCAGUUGUGAAGAGUCAUAAAUAUUGCAUAUUGCUGUUUAACACAAAAUGUGACCUUUUUGAUCUUGAAAAAUUUCAGACAUAGUAACAUUCAAUUUUAUAAUAUCUUUAUUAUUGAUGAUAAACACAUUAUAUGUUUAAUUAAGGUACAGCAGUUAAUGAUAGUCAUACAAUAAAAAUAAGCAAUCAGGAAACAAUAUCAAUAUAAAUUGUAAGGAUACAAGAAAUGAAGUUACAGUCUUGCACAUGAUAGAUAGAUAGAUAGAUAGAUAGAUAGAUAGAUAAAUA